AUGGCUUCAAAACGUGCACAACGUCUCGAACAAGUCGAAAAAGGUCUUGUAAAUCUUUCUUUAGCCGGUCAAGCUAGUGAUGAUUCUGAUGAUGAUUCAAAACGAAAACAUAAUAAGAAAAAAAAUGUUCCACCAAAAACUAAACAACCAACUAAAGUAGUACCAUCAAAACAUACAGCAUCUGAUGAUAAUGAUGAUAAUAAUGACCAUCAAACAACGAAAACAACAACAAAACAUACUGCUCAACAUAAUGAUUCAGAUGAUGAUAAAAAACGUAAUAAAAAUAAGAAUAAAAAAAAUAAAGGAAAAAAACAUCAUGAUGAUGAUGAUGAUGAUGAUGGUGAUGGUGAACAUACAUCUGUAAAACAAGGUUCUCUUUCAGCUGAUUCAGAUGAUGAUGAUAAUCGACACAAGAAAAAAAAUAAAGGAAAGAAAGGACAAAAUAAAACUAAUGAUAAUGAAACAACUGAAACAACUCACCAUGAAACUAAAACUGAGCGAAAAAAACCAAAAGGUGGUAAAAAAAAUUUACAAUCCGAUAAUGAAGAUGAUAAUGAAACAACUGAAACAGCUCACCAUGAAACUAAAACUGAGCGAAAAAAACCAAAAGGUGGUAAAAAAAAUUUACAAUCCGAUAAUGAAGAUGAUGAUGAAAAUAAUGAUGCUCAACCAACAGUUGUUCAUAAAGAAGCUCAACAAGCUGAUGUCAACUUUUCCGAUGAAUCAGAUGAUAAUACACAAUCGAAGAAAAAAAAUAAAAAACAAAAACAACAAAAAAAAGAUGGUAAAAAACAAACAACAAAAGCUGAAUCAGAAAAUGAAGAACACGAUAAAAUUAAAGAUGAGGAUGAACCUGUUAUCAAUAAUCAACCAAUUGAACUAAAAGAAGUUUCACAAGCACCUAUUGAAUUUAGUGAUUCAGAUGACAAUGAUAAAAAAAAACAAAAAUCAUCAAAGAAAAAACAAAAACAUGUUACAUCUGAGCAACCACAACCAACUCCUGUCAAGCAAGAACCUCCACCAUCUGUUGUCGAACCAGAACCUGCACCAACUAUUGUUCCACAAGAACCAAUACCACAGCCACCACUUCCUUCGACCGAAACAUCAAUAACAAAAAAGAAAAUUUCAAGUAAAGAAUUAAAAAAAUUAGUAGCUGCUGAAGAAGAUACUCCGGUGGAUGACGACGAAGAAACAGAAACUGUUAUAGAAACAAAACGAGAAGAACCAAUGGAUAAACCAAUUGAAAAAAAAAUAACACGAAAAGAACUUAAAAAUCUUGAAAAAAAAGCAGCUUUUGAAAAACUUAUUGCAGAAGCACCUGAAACUGAUCAAUUUUCUGUAUCACAAGCAUCAACACAAAAUCGACAAGCACAAUUAUUUGAAACUGCUAUUGAUAUUAAAAUUGAAAAUUUUUCAAUAUCAGCACGAGGUAAUGAUUUAUUUGUUAAUGCUACGUUGAAUAUAGCUAAUGGUCGUCGAUAUGGUCUUGUUGGACCAAAUGGUAUGGGUAAAACAACAUUACUUAAACAUAUUUCUAAUCGUCAAUUAGCUAUACCACCAAAUAUUGAUGUUUUACUAUGUGAACAAGAAGUUCAAGCUGAUGAAAAAACUGCUCUUGAAAUAUUAUUAAUGGCCGAUAAAAAACGUUUAAGUUUACUUGAAGAACAAAAACGACUUGAAUCACAACUUGAAACAUCAAAUGAUGUUGAAUUACAAAAUAAACUACGGCAUGUUUAUGAUGAAUUAAAAGCUAUUAAUGCUGAUGCAGCUGAACCAAAAGCACGACGAAUUCUUGCUGGUCUUGGUUUUACACCAAAAAUGAUAGCACGUCCAUCAAAAUCAUUUAGUGGUGGUUGGCGUAUGCGUAUAUCUCUUGCUCGUGCACUUUAUAUGGAACCAACAUUAUUAAUGCUUGAUGAACCAACAAAUCAUCUUGAUCUUAAUGCUGUUAUUUGGCUUGAUAAUUAUUUACAAUCAUGGAAAAAAACUUUAUUAGUUGUAUCACAUGAUCAAUCAUUUUUAGAUAAUAUAUGUACGGAUGUCAUACAUUUAGAUAAUAAAAAAUUAUAUUAUUAUAAAGGAAAUUAUUCAUUAUUUAAAAAAAUGCUUUUACAAACACGUGCACAACAAUUAAAAGAUUAUGAAAAACAAGAACGUGCAUUAGAUGACCUAAAAAAACAUGGUCAUUCAUCAAAACAAGCAUCAGCUAAAGUUGGUAAACGUGAAGAACAAAAAUCAAAAGAGAAAAACCGUGGACGAAAACAAGAUACAGUUGAUGAUGAAACAACUAAUCGAAAAGAAUUAUUACAAAAACCAAAAGAAUAUGUAGUUCGAUUUCGUUUUCCAUCACCACCACCAUUAAAUCCACCUGUAUUAGGUGCAUAUGAUGUUACAUUUCGUUAUGAAAAUCGUGAAACACUUUUUGAAAAACUUAAUUUUGGUGUUGAUAUGAGUAGUAGAAUUGCCAUUGUUGGACCGAAUGGUGUUGGUAAAAGUACAUUUUUAAAAUUAUUAAUGGGUGUACUAGAACCAACUCGUGGUGAAAUUCGUCGAAAUCAUCGUCUUCGAAUUGGUCGUUUUGAUCAACAUGCUGGUGAACAAUUUAAUUUAGAAUUAUCUGCUGUUGAGCAUUUAAAACGAUCAUUUAAUAUGCCUGAACAAGAUACAAGAAAAUCUCUCGGAAGUGUUGGUUUACCUGGUCGUGCUCAUACAAUUAAAAUGAAAGAUUUAUCUGGUGGACAAAAAGCUCGUGUUGCACUAUCGGAUUUAAUAGCACGUGAACCUGAUGUAUUAAUUCUUGAUGAACCAACAAAUAAUCUUGAUAUUGAAUCAAUUGAUGCAUUAGCUGAAGCAAUUAAUGAUUUUAAAGGUGGUGUCAUUAUUGUUUCACAUGAUGAAAGACUAAUACGUGAAACAAAUUGUCAAUUAUGGGUUAUUGAAAACAAACAAAUUAAUGAAAUCGAUGGAGAUUUUGAUGAUUAUAGAAAAGAAUUACUUGAUUCAUUGGGUGAAGAUAUUAUUCAUAAUCCAAGUGCAGCAGCAACAGCAGCUGCAACUAUUUAA
Rotaria sp. Silwood1 is the source of this 3063-nucleotide messenger RNA. NCBI's taxonomy places the organism in Eukaryota, Metazoa, Rotifera, Eurotatoria, Philodinida, Philodinidae. The record is from the annotation of a GenBank genome assembly.